Molecule: messenger RNA, 1428 nt
Organism: Malassezia sympodialis ATCC 42132
Lineage: Eukaryota; Fungi; Basidiomycota; Malasseziomycetes; Malasseziales; Malasseziaceae
Exons: 2
Coding region: 1-1428 (475 amino acids)
Biological process (GO): DNA replication
Cellular component (GO): nucleus; nuclear origin of replication recognition complex
Molecular function (GO): DNA replication origin binding
Source: RefSeq, a predicted model, not a curated record
AUGACGAAGCAGAAGCGCCCUCGGAUAGUGAACGCGAAUAGCGCGUCUCCAAGGCGUCCUGCUCCUGCCUUUACGCAUACUUCAUUCGUGCGUGCUACAUCGUCGGAUGCCUGGUUCCUGUCCAACUCACACCGGCGCAAUUUUGCGUCGCGCAAGUUAGGGCGUGAUAUAUUUCGGAUAUCAAGCUCCAAGCGCAUAUCCCAGCGCCUCGGCGCGCUGGAUGUCUCGGUGCUACCCCAUAUCGCGCAUCUUGCCGCCGAGUCGUCCGGGCCGCCUCUGCAUCCUGCUCGCACGGCUCAUUCGAAGCAGAUGCUCGCAUUCCAGCUGCGCGAAGAUCGCCUGGAUGGAAUGCUGGCACAGCUGCUUGGCGGCUUCCAUAUUAUGCUAUAUGGCGUGGGCGAUCGCAUGCCGGUGAUGCGCGCCCUUGUUGAACGCGGUGCGCAGCGCCACAGCGGUGCGGCCGUCAUUGUACAGGGUGCGUCUGUGCGUGGUGUGCAGGUGGAUCGAAUCCUCGACUCGAUUGAACAGGCGAUCGGUCUCGGCGACUCGGAUGCGCAAGACGCACUGCACCAGCUCGUGCGUCCGUCUCGCGUGAUGCAGCGUGUGCAGCGCAUAACCCGCUAUCUGAGUGAGCCCAGCGAGUCUGCGGCACGUCCGCGGCAUGUAUUUCUUGGGUUCCUUGCCUUUGAUCAAGCAAUCUUCCACACGCUGCGGCUCCAAGCGCUGGUUCAUGCGCUGGCUCGGUCUUCCUGCAUUCAUCUGGUCGCGAGUGUGUCGCAUGUGAAUGCGGGCCUUUUACUGGAUGGGCCGGCAGGCUCGUUUGGCUGGGGCGUGGCAGGGCAUGCGCCGCCCACAGACCUGGCGUCAGAGCCGGGGGGGCGCUCUUUGAGGGCGCCCUGGCUGUGGUACAAUGCGACCACAUUUGUGCCACCGGUCGCUGAGCUGGUCCAAGCGCGCAGCACAACAUCGGGUAUGCCUGUGCUGGCGGGUCUGGCUGUCAUGAAGCUGCCUGCUGCAGUGGACUUGGCUGGUGGCCGCGGUCGUGCAGCGCCGAAUGCGUCCGCGGCUGUGGCGAUGGCGCAGCCCAUCUCUGAGACAUCGGCGGUUCAGGUGCUGAGCACUAUUACCGCGCGCGCACGCAGUCUCUUUGCGCAGUUGGCGGCCCUGCAGCUGAUGGCCGUGGAUAAUGAGGAGACGAUCCCACGUACGCCGUAUGCCUCGCUGGUCCGCGAAGCGCUACGGGAGUUUGUGGCCUCUUCGGACGAGGGUGUGCGACAGCUUCUCGGGGAGAUGGUUGAUCAUGGUCUGGUCAUUGUAUCGCGUGGCCAGACGACGGUUACGAAUAGCCACGCGAUAGCCGUGGGCGAUGAGUUAUCGAUUCCCCUGCCUGUACCGAUGCUGGAGCAGGUUCUAGCGCAGAUAGCCUAG